Messenger RNA from Hippoglossus stenolepis (Pacific halibut), 6721 nucleotides. It is a transcript of the gene onecut3a, whose product is annotated as one cut homeobox 3a. NCBI's taxonomy places the organism in Eukaryota, Metazoa, Chordata, Actinopteri, Pleuronectiformes, Pleuronectidae. The transcript has 2 exons. Gene Ontology annotation, cellular component: nucleus. Gene Ontology annotation, biological process: regulation of transcription by RNA polymerase II. Bases 311 to 1642 code for a protein of 443 amino acids. Gene Ontology annotation, molecular function: DNA-binding transcription factor activity, RNA polymerase II-specific; RNA polymerase II cis-regulatory region sequence-specific DNA binding. The record is from RefSeq and is a predicted model, not a curated record.
CGGCGCUUUGGGUACAGUGGUGCUCCACAGCGGAGAGAAAUCCAGGCAGGCGCAGCUAGACACCUUCACGCACCGAGCGCAGAGGUUUGAUUGCGGCGCAGUUUGCGUGGCGGCCGGGGACCCGAUCUUUUAAAACCAUGCUGGAUUGACUGCAGAGAGGCAACUACAAUCAAUGGCUUGGAUUUGAAAUCGUUCAAAAUUUAUUGGAAAGGAGCGUGAGAUAGAGCGACAGUGAGAGAGAGCGGGAGAGAGAAGCGCGAGGGAGAGAGCGAGAGUGGCGAGAGGGGUGGAAAUAAAGAUCCUUUCAACAAUGGAGCUUACAAUGGAAAACAUUGGAAAUCUGCACGGUGUGCCUCACUCCCAUCAAACGAGCGACUUAAUGAACUCCGCACACGCGCGCCAGUCGUCGUCGCAUCGGAACUUGGUGUCGCACGGACGGUCAGCCAUGGUGUCCAGCAUGGCCUCGAUACUGGAGGGAGCGGGGGACUACCGCACGGACCAUGCUCUGUCCGGCCCCCUGCAUCCGGCGAUGACCAUGUCGUGCGACUCCGGGAUGAGCCUGAGCAGCACCUACACCACGCUGACGCCGCUGCAGCACCUGCCCCCCAUAUCCACCGUCUCCGAGAAAUUUCACCAUCCGCACCCGCACGCUCACGCUCACCAUCACCCGCACCAGCGACUUUCGGCCGGGAACGUCAGCGGCAGCUUCACCCUGAUGAGGGACGACCGAAGCCUCGCCUCCAUGAGUAACCUCUACGGCCACUACCCCAAAGACAUGUCCGGCAUGGGGCAGCCCCUAUCCCCUCUGUCUAACGGUCUGGGGUCUUUGCACAACUCCCAACAGACUCUCAGCGCCUACGGUCCCGGAGCUCACCUGUCCAACGACAAGAUGCUCUCCUCUGGGGGCUUUGAGUCCCACGCAGCCAUGCUGUCCCGGGGAGAGGAGCACCUGGCCCGGGGUCUCGGGGGCCACGGGGCCGGGCUCAUGACAUCCUUGAACGGCCUCCACCAUCACAGCCAUCCGCACUCUCAGGCAAACGGGUCCAUGCUGUCAGACCGGGACAGGCAGACGGUGGUGGGAGGCGGGCAGGGAGCUGGGUCGGGGCAGGUGGAGGAGAUAAACACCAAGGAGGUGGCGCAGCGAAUAACAGCGGAGCUCAAGCGCUACAGCAUUCCCCAGGCCAUCUUUGCUCAGAGGAUCUUGUGCCGGUCCCAGGGAACUCUGUCCGAUCUGCUGCGGAAUCCUAAACCGUGGAGUAAACUCAAGUCUGGCCGGGAGACGUUCAGGAGGAUGUGGAAGUGGCUGCAGGAGCCCGAGUUCCAGCGGAUGUCAGCGCUCAGGCUUGCAGCCUGCAAGCGCAAAGAACAGGAGCAACACAAGGACCGCAACACGGCGCCCAAGAAGCAGCGCCUGGUCUUCACCGACCUGCAGCGCCGCACACUCAUCGCCAUCUUUAAGGAGAACAAGCGCCCAUCCAAGGAAAUGCAGAUCACCAUCUCCCAGCAGCUCGGCCUGGAGCUCAGCACCGUCAGCAACUUCUUCAUGAACGCCCGCCGCCGCUGCGUGGACCGCUGGCACGACGACCAUGGCUCCAGCCCCGGGCAGCCAGGCCCAUCCGCCACCACUUUCUCUAAGGCCUGAGAGGAGGAGAGGGCCUUCAGAGGGCCAGGGGGAACCGGUUGGAACAACAGGCAUCAUGGGAAAUUUGGCUAUGAAGCCUGUCGACAACAACCCACACCUGGCCUGGACCGUCUGAAUGUGUCCUCUGCCUGAAAAUCCUUUGUGCCAUGCAAUCAUCUUUUUCGUCAGUCAGAAUUUAAAGCUCUCACCUGAAACAAGCAUAAUCUGAAGGUGAACAGUGAAGUCAGGUUCACUCUGCAUUUCUCACAAAAGGACAAUCAUUGAUUCUGUCUUCUUUUGUAAAGAAAAUCAUUUUUAUGGCAUCUGUCAAAGUAAAGAGACACCAAAGAUUUGAUGUUUUUUUUUGUCGGACGGUAUCUGAAUUAUGCUUCACCACCCAAGUAGCCACAGAUUCUGAUUUUUUUUCUUCUCCCAACUCACCUCCUUCGCGUCUGCCUCUCUUACUCUCCGUUACAUCCCCUCUACGCCGGCACACGGAAGCAACAAGGGCGAAAGAACGGCAAUAAAUCUGACAACAGAACAGCACAUAGCCUUAUUAUCCGAGCCCCAUCCUGCACACACAAGGCCGUCAUAAAGAAAACAACGCAGCCUAUGAAAAAAACAACAAGGCUUUCCAAUUCUCCGCCUCUACCUCCCCCCUCUCCUCUCCUCCUGCUGUAGUCUCCUUCAUUCCUCGGCCAAAGGUAUUCCCUGAUGGCCAGCCAUUUCAGAGAGCAGCUCAGCCUGAUCAUACAGCGAACUAAUGAAUUGAAAAAUGAAUCGAUGCAGGCAGAGAGAGCGGGGCCUUGACCCCUCCUGAAGGUGAAACUCAAGAUGCUCGGCAGUAGAUACUCAGGUCUUCCGGGCCCAGGUCUAUAUUUUUUUGCACAGAUGUUGGAGGCCUGUGGGGAGACGUGUCAUUGUUCCUCUCAGCCUGAGCCUGAGAUUCUGUGUCUCUCUGACCAAACAGCAGAGGCGAGUGAGAUGUCUGGACACGCUUUUUUUGUUCUGCUGGGAGCUCUUCCUCUGAUCAAUAACUGAGAACCCAGCGACGACUACAACACGAUCGGGAUUCCAGCCAACUGCAUUACAGCUGCAUAUGAAAAAGCAGAAUGUAAGAGGAGCACAUGGAACCCAGUGGAGAUGGGGACACAAAGACCUCACUACUACUACAACUACUACAGCAGCAGCAGCAGCAGCAGCAGCAGCAGCACACCUCUCCCUCCCCAAGUCCUGCAACAGAGCAACAGUGCCCCCUGCUGUCGGUAGCAGACACCUGUGUCCGGCAGAGCGAGGGGGGUACAGAGUGGAGGAGAGGGAGGGAGGGACGAGCCACUAGAUGCUGAGGAGAAGUCAUGGCACAACACAUUCAGGCCCUCACAGCUCUUUGAAGGCAGAUCAAUAGCUAACCAUUAUCCUAUUGUUGUUCCUCAUCCGACCAGCACUGGUGAAGCCGGAGGAGGGGGAUGGUUAAAACCGGACGCUGAAAUCACAAGGAUUUAGCAAAAAAGGCAGGGAUUUAUUAAACCAAUCCAAAUCGUACAGAAUCGUCGACACAAUACAAACAGAAAUUACACAAAGAGGGGAUAGAGAAGUACAACAGGAGCAGUGAUGAAAGGCUCACCGAGUGGAGGUUCAAUUUACAUUAUUUACUUGUUCAUUCUUCCACUUCAAUCUCAUCUGUUUGCAAAAAAAAAAGAGGCUCUCAACAAAAAGUGAUUCAAACCAAAUCUCCUGGUUACUCACGGUCAGUCGCUGUAACCACCACACUCCGCUGACUAAAUGCUACAAUAAUUAGUGCCAAUGCUUUACUGCCUUAAUGCAAAUCAGAGAAUAUGGUACUAGGGUUCACACACGGCUAUACAAUGCGCCCCGUGGAUGACGGGAGGUGUGUGCCGUAGCCAACCAACAAUCAGCUUUUAACUGAAUUAAAAUAUACUUUUUUAGUAAAAGAAAGAAAAAAAAGAAUCAGAUUUUAAGGCAUACAAUAACCAAACCUCAAACGACAAAGAUACCACACACAUAGUAUGUGUUACAAACAAAAUGUCUCCAACACAUACACUGGACACAUUUUGAAGCAGAAGUGAAAAUGACUCAUUCUAUCUUUGGUUCUCUACCUCCUCUCCCCUCUUACCCCCAUUGCCCCCUCUCUCUCUAUCUCUCUCCCUCUUUCUCUCUCUCUCUUCCUCUCUAUAUUGAUGCGGGUAUUUAAUUAGUACCAUAGACACAAAGUUUCUAUUUCUUGUUACUAUUGUGCUCUGUUGUGCAUAAGUAAGGCACCUUGUUGAUAAAUCAAAAACAAAAAAAUGAAGGACUUUUCAAAAGGAAAAAAAGGAGGGAUGCAAGGACUGGACGAAGGACGUAUUUUUUUGCAUUCUGUGUGAAUAGAGACUCGGAGAAGACAUUUACCGUGAGAAAGAGAAAAAAAAAGAAAAACAGGGAGCUGCUGAAGAGAAGAAUAAAUGACGGGACGCUUUCUCCUCUUCUGGCAAUUCUGUCAGAACUGUACUCUCAGCCCCCUUUAAGCUGAGCCCCAAGAACGGGGUAAAAACGGAAGGGGGGGGGGGAUGAAACAAUGACCUCCAAACGUCCUGGCUGAUUCAAUGUGUUUUAUUGGAGGGUGGGUGUGCGGGGGGUCAAAGCCCAGGACUCAAUAGUUAUCUGUAUGGUCUUAAGAUGCAACUGUAGCAUUUCCAACAAUGUAGUCAGAUUAGCGGUGCAGAUUAGAUAAGAGAUGGGUCAUUGAAGAGGAGCUGGUCGGGACGUACCAACUAACUUCACGUUGCUGUAAGCAGUGGGUUAAAAGACGCCAAAGGAAGAUGAGCUAAAAUCAAGUUUGUGGUAUACAGUUCAGUGAGCAUAUAGCUAGAUUCAGCUCUAGGUUAUUAAGGCUGACAAAAUGGCAUUUGUUUGUAGUGAGAACCAAUGUGGCUACCUCACUAAGCUGAGUGGUUUGUGAAACCGCCACUAAUACCAAAGAUACUGCAGCCUACCGGUCCCAAACUGCCUAGGGGGACACAUACAAAAACAAAAUAACUAAGAGAGCUCCCCCCCCUUGUCCCAUCUUUGCCCAACACCAUCACAAACACACUUGCACACAUUAUACACACACACGCAUUUACAUACAUGUUAGUAGUAACAGCGCAGUCGGACUGCAUCGUGCCACAUAGGAGGAGGUGGCCGCCUUGCAGACAGAGUUGAGUGCCUUUUCCCUUCAACCACGGGUGGGACUGCACUGGACACACACACAUGCAUGCAUAAAGCUACACACCCAUUUACAAACACGCACUCACACACAGACAAUGCACCCAUAAUUGGAUGGACAGAAAGGAGGCUGGGUGUGUGUGGGGGGGCACAACGAGAGGGACACAGAGUGGGGGCUGUGUCAGCAUUUUCUCCCAUAUUGACUUUCCAUCUUGAUACACUAGAAUACAAGCACUUUAUCAUGUAGAAAGUCUAUAAAACAUUUUCUAUACACUAUUUAUUUGAAACAAAAUUAUAUGUUUACUCCUGAAUCUGUCAGAGUCUUUGUUACUGUAUCGUUGAUCUUCUAGGAGCUCACAGCCUUUGUGUGUACUUUAUUUUUAUUUUUCCUUUUCCUCACUCUGCCUCGUGCGCUUUUACUCUCGGCCACUUUGCCUCCCUCACAUCAGAGAUAUUUUUGUGUAACAGAGAAAGAGGGGGGUAAAAAGGCAGAGGCUUGAAGCGCUCAGAGGGCUGUAGUUGUAAAAAAAAAAAAAAAAAAAAAAACAACAACACACCACUGAAUAUCUCUUUCUCUCGCUCCACGGCGUGCAAGCACAGAGGCUGCACUAGGAAAAAGUGUGGAAGACUCACUGACAGUAUAUAUAGACACAAUCUCCCCCCUCCCUCCACCUUCUGUCCAGUCGACCUCUCCCCCUGGCUAGUGCUAAGACCCGGUAGGCGUGUGUUGACAAUUAAUUCUGAAAUACCUCAAAAACCUUUCAUGUAAACUUUAUGUAAUUUAAAACUGAAAAAUAAUAACUGCUAAUGAUAAACGAUGAUUAUGAAACUAUGAUACUAUGAUAGUUAGUUUUGGAACUUGUGACUUGAAGCUUUAUACUGUUAAAAUUCCUUUUUAUUCGUUCGCUCAUUUUCUCUCGUACAUUUCUCUUUCGUUCGUUUUUUGCUACGGCAUGUACUUACUGUUUUUUCAUAAAGGAAAAAAGACAUUGUGAAUGUUUCUGUGGAGGGGUUACACGAGAAAAGAGACAGAAGAGAAGGCUAGAGUAGAGAGAGAGGGAUGAGAGCUACUCACUUUAGUUUACUUCAACAGCUCUUUCAUAGGCAGGUACAUUUAAAGGGAAAAGUAGAAAAAAAAGGGAAAUUAAUGAGAAAAAUAUGAUUUGGGCUGAAUUUUAAACCAAAAAUUGAUGUUAAACCAAAGGAGGGAUGACCUUUUACUCAUCGUUAGCUUUCUUCUGCCUUUAAGUUGUCUUUUCUCUGAAAAAAAAUAAUAUUUCACAGUUACUUUUGAAGGUUCCUGGGUGUGUUCAAGUGCUCCUGAUGUUCUUAGAAUAUUAAAGACCAGCACCUCCUGUUGAAAAGAAGGUGCGCUUUUCUUUCUUUUGUGCAUGGAUAUUGUAUAACUGUAUAGAAACCAACAGGAAUGACCUGUGAUUUUUGUGGGGAGGAGGAAAAGGAUGGAAAGACUCGGGAGUGGGUGGAGAAAGGGUGGGGGAUAUUUUGGUUAUCGAAACAAAAACAAAAAAACAGGGGUGGGAGGAUUUGGGUUUUAGGCGUUGGAGGGGUCCUUGUUUUUAGAUUUUUUCCGUCACUGUUGGAUUCACUGGUUGUGUGCAUGUGUUGUUGCAACCCUUCCCCUUUUCCCCCCAUGUUUCUUUGAUGUAUAUAAAUCCAGACAGUAGGGGGCAGUGUGUGCUGGGGGAGGUCAAACUCCUCUCCUCCCAAUCAAUAGCAUCCAAUCUUCAUUCCUCGGCUUGAGGUCCUCACUCGGGUCCUGAACUGUGUGUCUUGCUUUUCCAAAGACAGGCUGUUUACUUGGAGUUAAUCAGAGGGACACACACAGACCCGAGCGGCCUUGAAUAUACCUGUGUCUGUCUACAUGCUUUUCUUCAA